AUUAGUGUUACUUCUUGUUAAUUGGGUGAUUAUUGAGAAAAUUAUGAAUUUUGUAAUAUUGUAUAAUUGUGCAAUAUUAUUAUGAAUUUGUUUAAUUAUUGUGGGAGGUGUUGGGAGACUUGCUAUUAUUGUUGUAUUUAUGUGCCACGUGGUAUGCCCCUAUUGGAGCUCAAUAGGUGGUUUGUAAGGGCUCGGGCUAAUCUACCUUUGGCCGGGUAAUUUAGCACCGAGUGAGGGCUACGGCUCGAGGUUAAUGGAGGGAUAUAAGGAUGGUUGUUUGUGUUUAUUAUAAUAUUUCUUAUAUUUGUUGGAAUUAUAUUAUUUUUAAUUCUCACUUAGUAAGCACACACUUAACUGUUUGUAUACACUAUCAUAAAUUGGCUUUGGUUACUGGGACUUUUGAGUCUCAUUAUGUGGUUAACAAUUUUCAGGAGAAGAGCCACGAGUGACACGUAGAGGAGUCCCAGAGGCUUAGUGGAGGGGAGAGAUGGUGUCCAAAACUAGGAGAGGUGGCGAAAUUACCGGUGAUUCUAUAGAGCCAAUAGGAAAUGACAUACCUUCACUGCCACAACCGGAGCCCACACAGCAACAAAUUGGGCAGGGCGAGCCCAUACAGUCACAACUAAGGCAGGAUGAGCCAACUAUGAGGCAAAUGAUGGAUCUACUAUAUAAUCUUAGUGACCGUAUGAAGAGACAAGAAGAAGAGUUGGCCGCUUUAAGACAAUAUAAGGAGAAUGAUAACCGAGAGGGAAAUGGCCAACAAGAAGGAAGCCAUACCAAGGUAUUCAAUGCGAGCCAAUCUGCUGAUGAAGGCUUACCUCCCUAUUCUCACCAUGAGACUAGUCCGAAGAAUGUGAGUCUCCACUCUGAGCAACAGACAUCCACGAUCACAAAGAUCUGGAGUACUUUUCGUAAGUUUAAUCCUCCUACUUUCGAUGGGAAUCUUAAGCCGGCGGUAGUUGAAGAAUGGAUAGAUCAAUUGGAGAGUAUUUUUCGUAUGGUUGUGUGCACUUCUAAUCAAAAGGUGCAGCUGGCAAUAUUCCUACUACAGAAGAGUGCUAAGAAAUGGUGGGAAACAUCAGGACCGAAGGAUGAUUCCUCUCUUACUUGGGAAGAUUUUAAAGCCAUAUUGUUCGAGAAUUAUUUUCCUACUGCACUGAGAGCAGAAAAGGAGGCUGAGUUUCAUGCAUUCCGUCAGGGUGAUUUAGAUGAGGAUGAAUUUAUUGAACAAUUCUCAGAAUUAUCUAAAUACUCUACUUACCUCCAGAAACAUGAAGACACGGAGUGGAUGGCUGAACGAUUACUAGAGAAGGCGAGGCCUGAUCUAAGGGAACAGUUAGCCCCUUUUGAGAUCAAGACAUUCAGUGAGAUGUGCAAUAAGCUUCGAAUAGUUUCUCGGAGGAAGAGAGAGGCUAGAUUAGAAGCUGAUAGAGAGAGGAGGAAAGAACCUCAUGGGAAGCCCCCUAUCCACACCCGACCCAUUGGUGGAGUAGAGAAGAGGAGCAGUCAAAUCUUUGGAGGUUUUAGAAAUCAGAAGAAGAAGGGCUACUAUCAUAAGGGCCAGAGCUACAGAGGGAAUCAGAGUGGAAGUCAAGGGUCCUAUAGGAGCCCAGCUACCUUUAAUCCUACUCCUAGUGCUGCUAGUAAUCAAGCAUGCAGUAAGUGUGGGAAGUUUCAUUCUGGUGAUUGUUGGGUUUGUUACAUCUGUCAGAAGCCUGGUCAUAUUGCUAGAUUCUGCUAUCAAAACCAAAAUAGGGGUAAUGAUCAGAGACCUACAGUACCAGCACGAGUGUAUGCCCUCUCUGGGCCAGAGGCUGCUAACAACCCUAAUGCUAUCCGAGGAGAAGAGCCACGAGUGACACGUAGAGGAGUCCCAGAGGCUUAGUGGUAUAGAUCCACUGUCUCUUUUGGAUAUUUAAUUUAUGAUUUAUAAUGUGUUAUAUUGCCAAUAUUAGGACUUUUUUAUGUUUAUUGUCAAUUAUAUGAAUAUAUAAAUGUAAUCAUGCCUUUCAAACUAUUUCUAUUUUUGGUACAAUUUGGAUGACUGUAAUUUUAAUAUUUGGUUUACUUUGGAUUGGUUAAAAUGGCAUGAUUAUAAGGUCAAAUAACUGGCUUGUGUUGAAAAUUGAUUAAAUUGCUUAUUUUACUUGUUGGGAGUAUAAGGAUGGACAAAUGUAAUUUAGUUUACUUGUUGGGAGUAUAAGGAUGGACAAAUGUGAUUUAGCCUAAUGGCAUGUGGGAGGUAAAAAUUUAUCUGAAAUGUUAUAGUGUGUGAGUUGAAGCCAAUUAUAAAAUAUUUUAUAUCAAAAUUAUUGAUAUAAA
Molecule: messenger RNA, 2322 nt
Organism: Prosopis cineraria
Lineage: Eukaryota; Viridiplantae; Streptophyta; Magnoliopsida; Fabales; Fabaceae
Exons: 3
Coding region: 488-1885 (465 amino acids)
Molecular function (GO): nucleic acid binding; zinc ion binding
Source: RefSeq, a predicted model, not a curated record